Molecule: messenger RNA, 3940 nt
Organism: Dreissena polymorpha
Lineage: Eukaryota; Metazoa; Mollusca; Bivalvia; Myida; Dreissenidae
Product: AP-5 complex subunit beta-1-like
Exons: 25
Coding region: 31-2673 (880 amino acids)
Biological process (GO): endosomal transport
Cellular component (GO): AP-type membrane coat adaptor complex; lysosomal membrane
Source: RefSeq, a predicted model, not a curated record
CUACGCUACACCAACAAUAACAGUCUUAGUAUGGAGAAAUCAGGAAAUGAAAUUAUUCGUGAAUUUAGAGCUGAGAAAAAGAAAGGGAGCAUUGUCAAGAGAUUUAAGGAUGAAUUCUUUGCCCUAGACCUCAUACGUAUUAUGUAUGAUGACUCAGAAAAAUUGGUUGACAAGUUUGAAAUACUGGUGGCUCUUGAAGAAUAUGGACACCUGGGAAUUUCAAGUGAGAGUGUGGAUCAGGUGGUAACGUCACUCCUCGAUGUUUACCAUCAGGCCCAGGACAAGUCAGAAGCCAGCCACUUUGUGUGCCAGCUGCUAACAACAUGUACCAGUCUAAUCAUACAGAUGAAUCAGCUGGAGAGUGACCUGUGUGACUUGCUAGUGAAGGAGCUGGUUGCUAUAGUUACCUCCCGUGUGAACCAGCUGGGCAGCGAGAAUCUGCGCUCAUGUGCCUGUCAGUCACUGCUGCUCUUGGAGGAGACAUCUCCUGGUGUGGUGCUUGGUUACUAUGAGGAGCUGGUGCAGUGCUGCAGACAGGAGCGAUCUCACAUGUUCCAGGACUAUUGUCUCCUCACUUCCAGACUCAUGGAAUCUUUUGUAAAAAUAACUAAGGAGAAUCCAAUGUCACCAGUUGUUAGAAGCAAGGGUAAAGUUCAGAGGCAGUUUAGUGCGGAUGUUACUGACAUGAGGCAGACCGUAUCCUACCUUGUGGAGAACGUGCCCAUGUUUACCCGCUCAGCAACCUUCAGGGUCAUCCAUACACUCUCCAAUCUUAUCAAGACCUCAACGGAUCUCUCCCCAAUUAUCUUCAAGUCGCUGAUGUUGCACGAGAUGUCCACCAUGAGCUGUAUUGUCUUCCACACGGCUCUAUACCUGCAGCGAGUGUUUAAAGGCACUCUUCUGACUGUGCAAGAGGAGAGCAACCUAGUGCAGCGCCUGUGUCUCAUGACGAACCACCCAUGUCUCAACCAGCUUCAUCGGCAACUGACAACGCAGUGGGCACUUGGUUACAAACAGUUUGAAGAUGAACAGAUGGACACACGUGAGAGCCUGAUUUGUCAGUACCGACUGCAGUUCUAUCCCAGUGUGUUUGAUUCUGUAGACUGCCAGCUGGCCAAGCUCUACAUGACCUCACUGUGUGUGGACACCUCCUCAGACAACGAUGGUAUAGAGACCUCCAUCCUACUGGGCAGUCUGGGAUGCCUCCACAAGCUAGUGUGGCACACUGGGAGCAUGUUGGCGGCCAGGGCUCUCUUCAGGGCUCUCUACUUUAUCUACACCAGACAUAAUAACCCUCACUUCUCACAGGACAUUCAGAGGUUUGUGAGAGGACUGAUAUCUGAGUUUGCCCACUUCAUUCCACACUCGAUAGACUUCGUUGACAGCAUUCACGGUUUGAACAUCAACAGUGACAUAUUUGUGGAGACCCUGUCCUUGUUACAUCAGCAAGUCAUCAUGGCCACUGGCGAUCAGAUCUACACCAGCUUUCCAUACUACCUGCAGAUCAUGAAGAAAGUGGCUUCACAGCCGAAAAUUAACCAGUCUAGUACCCUGAAGUUUUUGAACUACCUGUCUGACAAUGCCCAGGAAAUUGAUGACAGCAGCUGGCAACUCGGACACAACAUCCUGGAUAUCUGCAGGAAUGUGAUCAUCAAUCAGGGGACACAACUCUACUACUCUGAUCUGUGUGAGCUGCUGUACUCACUGCUGACAGACUACAACAACACUGAUGUACAGGACCAGGCCAAGCUGUACUAUUGUCUGCUGAUCGCUGCAGCAGACAGCAAGGUGAAGUCAGUCCUGCAGCCCACACAGCGUGCAGUAGACUCGAUGAGCCAAGCUUUGUCAUCGCUACUACCAGGGACCACGGGGAAAUCCUCACUGGCCAAGAUAGUUCAUAUGGAGGGACCGGUGUUCACAUGGGAAAGGCUGUGUGUAACCCCUCAGUGGUUUGUUAGUGACACUUCAACACAGACAAGUGAGCAAUCCCCAGAUUCUGUGGCUGAGUAUAUUAAGAGGCUGUCAACAUUGGAAGUUGUGGUAGAAGUGAAGUGCAGACUUCACCUGGUGGACGCAUGCAGCUUUCCAGCUGUCCACGCAGUGUCCAUCAGUGUGGAGGAUUCCUUGACCUUCCAGCAUAUACCCAAAGUCCAUGUGCCAUGUAUUAGCAAAGGAGCACACCAUGACACUGUUCUGAAAGUAAAGCCCCUGCAAGCCAUCCCAAUAGCACUAAACAGCUUUGUAGACUUCUGUGCCGACACAAAGCAGACGUUUACCACCAGCAUGCCAGCUGUCACUGUGGAGUUUGUGCAUUUCAUGCUGCCAUUACCUUGGAAACAGAGCAAGGAAUUCAAAUUUGAAGAAUUGUGGAACUAUGUGGUUGAACCUUACAAUGAUAAGCCGAAAGGUCUAAAAUCUGUGAAGUUGUUUGAAGUGACUGCUGAGCAGUUUAUGAAAAUCCAUCAUCAACGCCUGGCCAAAUAUCUGGUGUCUUCCUCACCUGAUUACAGUGACACAAGGUACGCCAUGUUAGUGCCUCCCAGGAGCCAUGUCCUCCUCCAGUGUGAAGGUCAAGGUCAUACUGUGGUGGUCACUAUGGCAAUGGAUCAGAUUAGUGUUCUUCCUCAUGUUUCAUCUUUUCUUGAAAAUGUUUUCACUGUUUCACAUGGUUAGACUUGCUUUUAUGCCAACAGAUAACAAUUGCCCCCGUCAAAGUUUGUUGUUCCAAAUGUGCAAUAUUUUUUUUACAGUGUCUAAUAAGAUAAUAUUUAUUAUGCCCCCCUUCGAUGAAGAGGGGGUAUAUUGUUUUGCACAUGUCAGUCGGUCCGUUGGUCGGUCAGUCCACCAAAUGGUUUCUGGAUGAUAACUCAAGAACACUUAGGCCUAGGAUCAUGAAACUUCAUAGGUACAUUGAUCAUGACUGGCAGAUGACCCCUAUUGAUUUUCAGGUCACUAAGUCAAAGGUCAAGGUCACAGUGACUCGAAACUGUAAAAAGGUUUCCGGAUGAUAACUAAACAAUGCUUAGGCCUAGGAUCAUGAAACUUCAUAGGUACAUCGAUCAUAACUAGCAGAUGACCCCUAUUGAUUUUCAGGUCACUAAGUCAAAGGUCAAGGCCACAGUGACUCAAAACAGUAAAAUGGUUCCCGGAUGAUAACUCACGAAUGCUUAGGCCUAGGAUCAUGAAACUUCAUUGGUACAUCGAUAAUGACUGGCAGAUGACCCAUAUUGAUUUUCAGGUCACUAGGUCAAAGGUCAAGGUCACAGUGACUCAAAACAGUAAAAUGGUUUCCGGAUGAUAACUCAAGAAUGCAUUGGCCUAGGAUCAUGAAACUUCAUAGGUACAUUGAUCAUGACUGGCAGAUGACCCAUAUUGAUUUUCAGGCCACUAGGUCAAAGGUCAAGGUCACUGUGACUCGAAACAGUAAAAUGGUUUCCAGAUGAUAACUCGAGAACGCUUAGGCCUAGGAUCAUGAAACUUCAUAGGUACUUUGAUCAUGACUGGCAGAUGACCCAUAUUGAUUUUCAGGCUACUAGGUCAAAUGUCAAGGUCACAUUGACUCGAAACAGUAAAAUGGUUUCUGAAUGAUAACUCGAGAAUGCUUAGGCCUAGGAUCAUGAAACUUCAUAGGUACAUUGAUCAUGACUGACAGAUUACCCCUAUUGAAGCAGUAAAAUGGUUUCUAACAUAUUCACACAAUGGCUGCCACUACAACUGACAGCCCAUUUGGGGGGCAUGCAUGUUUUACAAACAGCCCUUGUUAUAAAUAUUAUUUUCUUGAAAUAUUUUUUUAGGAUUUUUAUGCAACUUCUGAAUUUGUUAUUUAGUAAUCAUUAUAUAUAAGACAUUAACUUGUUUCAACUUAUGUCUGUGUUUCAAUUAUGAAUGAAUGUCAAUUAUAGUAUAUUUUACAUAUAUUUAGUGAAAUAUUUUAAAUAAA